CGGCCCACUGCAGUGUGCCACCCUGUUUCAUUGGCAGAAUGAAUCAUUGUCUCGAUGUGUAAGGAGUAAGUAAAUGGGAAUGCUCAGAAGGCAGAAACGCAGGUAGCUAAUGUAACGGAGAACGCAAAUCCUUCCCCUCCACAGCAAAAGCGCUUCAGGUUAACGGCAUAGCCUACUUCUUAAGGACUGGGUCCUGUGAGACUGGAUCGUGCGAGGAUGCCCGCUCCUGCAGCAAGUAUGGUGCGGCUUGUUGCGCUGAUUUUAUCCCUGGCGAUGAUGGUCUAUGGCUUUCCACCGCAAGCGACAACAUCCGUGGUGGAUACGGACAUCACCCAGACUCUCGAGGACAAUUUGGCUCAGGGACACGCCACACUGAACGAUAUGUUUAGGGAGGUGGAAAAGCUAAUGGAAGACACGCAGCAUAAACUGGAGGAGGCGGUGUACCAGAUGGACAACGAGAGCGCCCGAUCGAUGCUGUAUGUACAUGACCUUCCUCCCAAUUACCAGGAGGAGAGCAGCACGGACAGGACGGUGGGAAACCAGUCCGUCCACACGGUGGAAAAGAUCAACAUGGUAACAGACAACAGAACAGGAGUGACCCACUUCUCCAGAACCGUGAUCCAGUCCGGCGGCAAAGAGAACGAGGUCCAGCACGAGUGCAUCAUCGACGAGGACUGCGAGAAGGGCCGCUACUGCCUCUACGAGUCGCUGCGCUCCAGGUGCCUGCCCUGCAAGGCUCUCGACACGACCUGCACAAAGGACGAGGAGUGCUGUUCGGGGCAGCUGUGUGUGUGGGGCCAGUGCUCUGAGAACACCACCAAGGGAGAAGCAGGCAGCAUCUGUCAAUACCAGAGUGACUGCAACACAGAGCUCUGCUGUGCCUUCCACAAAGCCCUGCUGUUCCCGGUCUGCACCACCAUGCCCAUGGAGCGGGAGCGCUGCCGCACCCGCCCCAACCACCUGAUGGAGCUGCUGUCCUGGGACAUGGAGGGGGAGGGGCCCCGUGAGCACUGCCCCUGCGCCGGGGGGCUCCAGUGCCUGCCCCGUGGGCGUGGCUCCUUGUGUCUGAAAGCGCAGAACUCCUCCUCCAGCGAAGAGGAACUGACAGACGCGCUCUAUUCCGAGAUGGACUACAUCGUCUAGCGCGUGCCGCUCGACGCCAAGCAGCUCGUAGAUUCUUAAACCCACCGCCCUUGGACGACUUAGCCAACUCCCCACCUGUAGAACAUACUUGUGUACCCUGUUAAAUUACCCAACCCCCCGCCCCCACCUUUAGAUUUGUGUGAAAUGUCCACCCCCCCAGAAAAACGCAUCCUGGCCUACUUGCGGCUGACCUUACUAAAUUUCCUUCUAGUUGUGUGCAGUGUGCUUGAGUGUCAAUGUCAUACAAUCCCAGGCUUGUUUCUCGACCCAAACCGUGCGCAUGAAUCCAGCUGUCCUCAUAAACGCUCCUCCCGUAGUUACUUAAAGACUGAAGAAUGUACUUAACGGACACAAGGCUGCUUCGUAGUAAAUUAUCGUCAUUGUAUGUCAAGGCAGUUAGCUGGCCGAGAAAAAUGUGUUAAAAAGAGAGGACUCAUCGGGCCCAGUUGUCGGGUUUAAAAGUGACUGAUGCGUUGCCGUGGGAACGUCCGCCCGCUGCAGCGUGCGCCACGGGUCGUUAUCAAAAUGGAGGUCUGUCUUUCAGUAAAGCAGCACCGGCUAGCGUCGAAGCACGCCGCUCUGCGGAACCACCGAUAAUGCGAGUCUGACAUCACGCUGUCCAAUUAAAAUCUUCAAAGAG
Anguilla rostrata (American eel) is the source of this 1783-nucleotide messenger RNA. RefSeq names its product dickkopf WNT signaling pathway inhibitor 3b (gene dkk3b). The transcript has 8 exons. Lineage: Eukaryota; Metazoa; Chordata; Actinopteri; Anguilliformes; Anguillidae. Bases 217 to 1143 code for a protein of 308 amino acids. Gene Ontology annotation, biological process: multicellular organism development; negative regulation of canonical Wnt signaling pathway. Gene Ontology annotation, cellular component: extracellular region. Gene Ontology annotation, molecular function: co-receptor binding; receptor antagonist activity. The record is from RefSeq and is a predicted model, not a curated record.